Xyrauchen texanus (razorback sucker) is the source of this 3895-nucleotide messenger RNA. RefSeq names its product putative protein TPRXL. The record is from RefSeq and is a predicted model, not a curated record. The transcript has 9 exons. Bases 75 to 1346 code for a protein of 423 amino acids. NCBI's taxonomy places the organism in Eukaryota, Metazoa, Chordata, Actinopteri, Cypriniformes, Catostomidae.
AUAGGCACUCUUAACACCAUCAACUGCUGUUUACAACUCCAGUCUAAUCCGUGCCUCCCCACCCUGCACUGAAGAUGGUGUCAGGAGAUGUUUUUAGCACUUUCAGGAAAAGCAAGACUCUGAGAUCUUGCAUAAAAGUCUUCCUGUUUUCUAUAUUACUGCAAAUGAGUCUGCUCUCUAAUGUGUUGGGGGACACAUCGGAUAACACAACUACUUCUUACAGCUCAAUACUGACAUCUAUUUUAGUUCAAACCUCAACAUCUCCAACCAUGGGUCCAGACAGCUCAAGCACCUCCACUAUAACAGGACAGGCCACACCAGCCUCUGAAAUCACUGAUACUAGCAUGACUUCUGAAGCUUCCAGUUAUACACUGAACACUUCACCAAACCCCUCACCGAACAUCUCACCGAACCCCUCACUGAACACCUCACCGAACCCCUCACUGAACCCCUCACUGAACACCUCACCAAACACCUCACCGAACCCCUCACUGAACACCUCACCGAACCCCUCACUGAACACCUCACCGAACCCCUCAUCAAACACCUCACCGAACCCCUCAUCAAACACCUCACCAAACAGCAAUACACCUACUGUUCCUUCAGAUAGCACCAGUAUGAUCACAGCUUCAAGCAAUAGCUCAUUAAUGGGAAAUGACACAGUGCAGCUCUCCUGUCCAGAAUUUACUUGCACUACAAAUUGUUACACCCAGUUCAUGAAUGAGAUGGCAAAUCUUUGCCCAUCCAAUGCUUACUCCUGCGAGUUAACAAAACAGGACACAAGUUAUUCUGUAAACUGCAGUGCCUCCUGUGGAUUGUCCUGUGGGAAUGCGACUCUCAAUAAUUGCUCUGUGGACUGUUGCAACACAACAAACUGCCUCAAUACCACUCUGUUUGCCAUGACUAAUUCAGCCACUACAACAGGUACUACAACACAAGCCACUACUACAACCACAACCAUUAAAGUCACAGUUGCAACAACUCAAGCAAAUAACGGCAAGAAGUGUCAUAAUUUCACUUGUAAUGGGGUAUCGUGUUUCACCGGCUUUACCAACACCAUCAUGAUGUGUCCAAUUACUCAAGAUUACUGCAUGCUAAAAAAGACAACUUCCACAAAUGGAGAAACUUGGCAGGGCAGCUGCAGUACAGAUUGCAGAUUGCAGCAACCUUGCACAGCCUCAGUCAUUCCCUGCUACUUGGAGUGCUGCAAUGCCUCAACUACCAACUCCUGCCUCAAACUAUCAGGUCAACUGAACAUGCCCAGCUCCGCCACCAGGGGUACUCACUCUUCUGAACUGCUCAUGGCCUCUUUACUGCUCCUUUUGAUACUGAGAGGCCUUAUUUGAGGGUAACAGUCACAUUUAUGAAGCAAUUAAGGGAAGAGCCAUUUUCAGUUUAGGAGUGUAUCUGAGUGUGAAUGUGUUUCAAAGCUGAUUGUACUUCUUUUACUGUCAUUUUUACAUUAUUUUUGAUACAAGCAAAUUAAAAUGUGCAUGUGUGAUUCUAAAUGUGUGAGGUAGAAUGAGCAUGCGUGUACACUGAUCAGCCACAACAUUAAAACCACAUGCCUAAUAUUGUGCAUUCUGAGAUGCUAACAGAGGGGUUAUCUGAGUUACCAUGUACUUUGUCAGUUCGAGCCAGUCUGGUCAUUCUCUGUUGACUUCUCUCAUCAACAAGGCAUUUCCGUUCACAGAACUGCCACUAACUGUUUUUUGUUUUUGGCACCAUUCUGAGUAAAUUCUAGAAACAGUUGUGUGUGAAAAUCCCAGGAGAUCAGCAGUUACAGAAAUACUCAAACCAGCCCACGUGGAAUCAACAAUCAUCCAUGUGAUUAUCUAAUCAGCCAAUCAUAUGACAGCAGUACAUUACAUAAAAUCAAGCAGAUACGGGUCAGGAGCUUCAGUUAAUGUUCACAUUAACCAUCAGAAUGGGGAUAAAAUUUGAUCUUAGUGAUUUGGAGUGUGGCAUGAAUGUUGGUGCCAGAUGGGCUGGUUUGAGUAUUUCUGUAACUGCUGAUCUCCUGGGAUUCUUGUUGAUAAGUUGUACCAGAGAUCUGGUUCGAACUGAUGAAGUCUAUGGUAACUCAGAUAACCAGUCUGUACAAUUGUGGGAGAAGAAUAUCAUCUCAAAAUGCUAUUCUGAGAUGCGGGGUUGGCACUGUUUUGGCGGCACGAGGGGGACCUACAUAAUAUAAGGCAGGUGGUUUUAAUGUUGUGGCUGAUCAGUGUACAUGUUUAUAGAUGCCAAAUUAGCUUCACCUCGUGCAUCCUUAGAGAGUUAUAUAAAGUGAGAACAUGCCUGUUGUUGGAUUCCAUAUAUCACAGAGUUGGACAGAACAAAGGAAUAUAUUAACACUGUACCGACAAAUAGGAGAUUUGUAGUGAGUUGUGUAUCUCUUUUAGCAUUUGACUUUGAACUUUGAUCAACUAGUUAUCUGAAGCCUCUUUUCUUGCUCUCAUUUUGUUUGGUGUCCUGAUGUGCAAUCAAAGGUUUUGUGCAUUCUCAAAAACAAGACACUUUUCAUUGUGGCACGCAAAUUUAUCAUCUCUAAUAAAUGAUUCAGAGCAGUCCAAAAGUCUGAGACCACAUUAAAAUGUUGUGAUUGAAAAUCUAAUUUACACCUGGAAAUAAAAAAAAGCUUAGGAUUUAAAACAAUGCAAUGUUAUGACAUACAAUUAAUAAUUAAGAUUCUGCACUUUUUUUUUACAGGCUACUAAUCAAAUAAGCACAUUUGUGGAAAAGUGAUUUUUGUUUUAUUAAAUUAGAAAAAUGCAAAAUAUGUAUUUUUUGUUUACUAUGGUCUCAAACUCUAGUGGCUAUAUACUUAAAAUACUUCUGAGAUUUCCCAUGAGUCUUGGAAUCCAAAUUCUGAUAUUUCAUAAUUUUAUGACAGCAAUAACAAAUUGGUUGUCCAAUCAGGCAGAUUUGUGUCAAGUGUGUCACCCUGUGUACACUCAAAAUAAUAUGUACAAAGAAGUUAAUGCCAAUUAAAUAAAGGAGUAUGCGCUUUAUGCAUCUAAAUAGAUAUUUGACAAUUUUAAUAUUUUUAAUACAUUUAUAAAUGACAUAGACAUUUAUAAUACUGGACACACGGAAGCGUAUAAAUAGCUAGACUCAAAAACAAAAGCUUUAUUUUUGCAGAGAACCAUGUUUAUUGAAAUAUAAGUGUACAGAUAUGUGAGAAUUAUCGAAUUUUAUUAAAGAACUAGUGAUCUGUCUAUUGCAUGUUCAGAUACUAAUUUCCAUUGAAACUAGAAGCUAUUUUCAAAAUAUUAUCAUUGAUCAUAUAAUAAAGGUUGUUAUUAGGUUUACAGAAUGUGUAUUGCUCUGCAAUGCUUUAAUCUGUAAAUAAUGAAAUAAUAAUAUAUAGUCACAUGAGAUGGUAAUCAGCUUCAACUUUAUAAAUGCAACAGAUGUGAAUAAUUGCUUUUAAAUUAUUAAAUAAAUGCUUUAUCUUCUCAGGAACCAGUCUAGCAUUUAUUUGAAUGUGCGCUUGUAUAUUUUGUUGUGUUUUACAGUCUCCUACAAAAUGUACUACAUACGUUGAACUUGAACUACUGUAUGAGCUUUCCUUGGAUAUGGAGACUCAGGAAUUUAGUAUUCAGAUGGGUGAAACAAUACGUUUUAAGAACAUGGAGGAAUCAUUCAUAUUUUUUAAAAUGUAGUAUAUAAUUCAGGAAUUCAAUGAAUAUGUUAAGAAAUAUCAUACUAUCCCUAACCCUAAAUAUAUGCAGUAUACAUUUUUCAGCAGUUUAAAACACCCCUUUUAGGGCAGAAGAAAAUCUGGAUGUUUUUUACUGCAUGUGAACUACAAUGUUCAGAAUGGAAUACUAGCAUUCUGCUCUGUGAACUGUAUACAGUCUACCAUUUGUUUUUAAAUAUGAUGUGAAACAGU